GUGCCAGGGCCGGGCGGAAGGCCCACCAUGCCCGGCCUGCUGCUGCUCGCCCUGGCUCUGCUUCCGGCCGGUGCCCAGCUGCUGACCGAGGCUGGCUCCUGGUGGUCUCUCGCCACGAGCCCCGUGCAGAGGCCCGAGCUGCUGACUGGCGCGCAGCCCGCGUGCGCGCAGCUGCCCGGCCUCUCCCCCGGGCAGCGGAAGCUGUGCCAGCUGCACCAGGAGCACAUGGCGUUCGUGGGCCGCGGCGCCCGCGCCGGCAUCCGCGAGUGCCAGCACCAGCUCCGGCUGCGCCGCUGGAACUGCUCCACGGUGGACGACGCCUCCGUGUUCGGCCGCGUGCUGCAGAUCGGCGGCGUCUCGCGCACGCCGGUGAGCGCGGCCGGGGUGGUGGACGCCGUCAGCCGCGCGUGCCGGGAGGGCGAGCUGCCCACGUGCGGCUGCGGGCCGGGCGGCCCUCGGCCGCGGGAGCUGCCCCGGGACUGGCUGUGGGGCGGCUGCGGGGACAACGUGGAGUACGGCUACCGCUUCGCCAAGGAGUUCGUGGACGCCCGGGAGCGCGAGCGGAACUUCGCCCGGGGCUCGCGGGAGCAGGGCCGCGCGCUGAUGAACCUGCAGAACAACGAGGCGGGCCGCAGGGCCGUGUACACGAUGGCGGACGUGGCCUGCAAGUGCCACGGCGUGUCGGGGUCGUGCAGCCUGAAGACGUGCUGGCUGCAGCUGGCGCCGUUCCGCCGCGUGGGCGACCGGCUGCGGGAGAAGUACGACGGCGCGGCGGCCGUGCGGGUGACGCGGCGCGGCCGCCUGGCGCCGCUGGACGGCCGCGGCGCGGGGCCCGCGCCCGACGACCUGGUCUACGUGGAGCCCAGCCCCGACUACUGCCUGCGGGACGCGGCCCGCGGCUGGCCCGGCACGCACGGCCGCCCCUGCAACCGCACGUCGGCGGGCGCGGACGGCUGCGGCCCGCUGUGCUGCGGCCGCGGCUCCGAGCCGCGCGGGGCGGUGCGCGUGGAGCGCUGCGGCUGCCGCUUCCACUGGUGCUGCUACGUGCGCUGCCGCCAGUGCACGCGGCGCGUGGACCAGGACGUGUGCAAGUGA
This is a messenger RNA of Perognathus longimembris pacificus (Pacific pocket mouse), 1095 nucleotides long. Its product is annotated as protein Wnt-5b-like. NCBI's taxonomy places the organism in Eukaryota, Metazoa, Chordata, Mammalia, Rodentia, Heteromyidae. Gene Ontology annotation, molecular function: frizzled binding; cytokine activity. The record is from RefSeq and is a predicted model, not a curated record. Gene Ontology annotation, cellular component: extracellular region. Gene Ontology annotation, biological process: multicellular organism development; canonical Wnt signaling pathway; cell fate commitment.